AUGACUGGGGACUCUCUGCUCCCGUAUCACACGGCCCAGAGCAGCACCGGGGUGGGCCUGUUCAACACCACCGUGGGGAAGCUGCAGCAGCAACUGCACAAGGGCGAAUACGACAUAUUCAGGUACGCACCGAUAUUCGAGAGCGACUUUAUCCAGAUCACGAAGAGGGGAGACGUGAUCGACGUGCACAACUGUGUCUGCAUGGUGACCGUGGGCAUCGCAUCCAGCAGCCCCGUCCUCCCACUCCCAGACAUCAUGCUGCUGGCCCGAUGGGCCACCGGCUGUGAAGAGCACGCUGAGCGCAGCCAGGCCACCAAGGGGAAGAGCCACAAGGCUGCAAAGACCUUAGAGCUCACCAGGCUCCUUCCCUUGAAGUUCGUGAGGAUCUCCGCUCACAAUCGUGAGAAACAACAGCUGCGCGUGAAGUUUGCCACUGGCCGCUCCUGCUACCUGCAGCUGUGUCCCCCUCUGGACGCGCAGGAAGACCUCUUUGCCUACUGGGAAAAGCUGAUUUACCUCCUGCGACCACCAGUGGACAGUCACAGCAGCACCUAUGCCAUUCCAGCCGGGGACAUGAUCGGCAUGCCUGUGUUCGAGGAGGAGGACGGGCGGAGCCCGGCAGGGGAGGAUUUCCAAGGAGAGUGGGAUCAGGACCAGGUCAGCAUCAGGAGCCUCCACAUGCGCUCUGAGGUGGCCGGGGCCACGUCUGCAGCGUUUGCUGGGGGGGAGGGGAUCCAACUGGACUCCCACAAGCCCGCUACCGUGCCCGAUGUGGCCACUGCAAAAGCAAAGCCUACGGUGCUUGACAAAGAGUCAGCAUCGGGGGCAACGACAAAGGUGGAGACAGCAUGGGUGGCAGGAGGCACCGCAGCGGGUGCUUUGAGCGUGGCAGUGAUCAAGUCUCCUGCCCCUGAAGAGCAGAGCACCGCCACGGCGGCCACAGCCAGCGACGGUCCAGGAGGAAGCAAAACCAAUAUAGCCACUGGGGGCACUGCCGGAACAGCCCUGAGGAGCAGGAAAACGGCCCUGGCAGGUGCUGCGGACAAUUCACAGUAUGCUUCCAGCACGUCCACCAGCCUCUCCCCAGAGGCCGGCAGGACUGCGGUCGGAGCAGAACCUACCAUGGAAAGCCACCACAAGGCAGCGGGGAACAAGGUAAUCCAAAAAGCAGCUGGCCGGUGCUCAGGCGGCCGUAGAGCCACUAGAGACGACCAGAAGGAGAAAGGCCACGGCAGCCCGGGGGGCAGCGAGCAGGGCACUGGUCACAAAGGCGUCAGCCGUGCUCCCAUCACCAACGAGCCCAGGACCUCGCACAAACCGGGCAGGAGCUUAUCUACAGCGAGUUCAGCUUCCGCCACCAAGAGAUUCAGCAGGAUCAGCUCCUUCUUCAGGAAUAUCAGAGCCAGUCUUACUAGAAAGACAGCGGGCUCAUCACGCGAUAAAGGUGUGAACAUCCUGGCGAAGGCAGUGGAAGGGACCCGAAUGGAGGCCAUCAUAGAGACAGCAGAGAGUGGCCAGGGGCUGGAAAUCACUGGUGGUGUGACAUCUGAGGCCAUGGAGCCAGUGACCAUUGAAGCCCAUCAAUAG
Balaenoptera acutorostrata (minke whale) is the source of this 1587-nucleotide messenger RNA. RefSeq names its product Golgi-associated RAB2 interactor protein 4-like. The transcript is spliced from 2 exons. Lineage: Eukaryota; Metazoa; Chordata; Mammalia; Artiodactyla; Balaenopteridae. The record is from RefSeq and is a predicted model, not a curated record. Bases 1 to 1587 code for a protein of 528 amino acids. Gene Ontology annotation, cellular component: nucleus.